Molecule: messenger RNA, 1375 nt
Organism: Bactrocera oleae (olive fruit fly)
Lineage: Eukaryota; Metazoa; Arthropoda; Insecta; Diptera; Tephritidae
Source: RefSeq, a predicted model, not a curated record
GAAAAGAGUUUGCAAAACAGCGAAAGAAACGUAAAAAGGACGAGAGUUGGAACUUGUUGCAAGCGCGUCCAGUUGAGAGACAGUUAGACAGGAGAUAGCAGCGAUAGCGCGCGGUACGAGAGAGCGAGCGAGUUUUAGCGUAGAAACAUUUUUCGAAUUUUCUUUAAAAAAAAAAAAAAAAAAACUAAUUGGAGUUUCAAGCAAGUGUUUGCUGAGGCAGCAAGAAAUAAAGAGAGCAACUACAAAAAGCGCGCAUAUCAGAAGAAUUGGUAUACAUAAUUUCGGUUUUAGCUAAAACAAGCAAGAGAAAGCAAAAAGCAACAAAAAAGAGCUAAUUAAUUGACAGAAUUAUUGCGAACAUAACUUGUUCUACAAUUAAAGAGUAAUUAAACUACAACAACUAAAACGCCAACAGCGAUUUCGAAACGGCAGAAAAUCAGGCAGGUUUUUUGCAAAGAAACAACAACAAAAAAGAAAGCAAAAGCUAUAAAGAAAAACUAUUUUGGAAAAACUUUUUUCUAAUUACUUUUUUGUGAUAAUUUUUAAGCUAAAAAAAUAUAAAUACCAACAACAACUCAUUAACACCCAAAAACUAAAAAAAAAAAACAAAUCUACUAAACUAUUGUACUUAAUUUUAAAUUUUUGCGCUAAUUACAAAACAAUUUCCGUAUAUAAGCUUCAAUUUGCACAUUAAAUACUUAAAUUAUAUUUAUACAAAAUAUUUACAAGAAAAACAAAAACAACAACAAAAUUAAUUGGCAUAAACUGCUGCAAGUGUUGCACACACCACUUCCGAUUUAUUGAGAGUAAACAAAAGCAAAAGAAAGCAAAAAAGAAAAGAGAAAACAAACUUUUAGUCCAGUUUUGUGACAGAAGUUUCCAUUAUAUUUAUACUUUGGAGCGAUCACUGUCAAAUUUGUAACAAAAACAGUGGACGCGCAGCUUCCAAAGCGAAAUAUUUUACAAAGCCGCCUAACCUAACCUACAAAGUCAAGGAGAAAACAUAGACAAAAACAACAAAACACCUCAGCGCUUGAAAGUAAAAGACAGCCGAAGAGCAUAAAGCUUAAAAGUGCGGAGCGUGAGCGCUAAAAUAACAACGUACUUCUAUAAAAAUUAAUAUAUUUAAUACCAAAAAGAAGAAGAACACAAAAACUCUUAACUGUCCUGUCUACAAGUACACAAUUAUACAAGCCUAUUGUAUAUUGCAUACGAACGCAUAAAUAAAUUUCUUAUUUGUGUUAAAGUCGUAAAUUAAUGAGCAACAUGCGUCAAAAGGAUUUGCGCCCAGCACCAGCUCUUAUUGAGUUUAAGGGCAUGAAGUUCCUAAUCACCGAUCGGCCAUCAGAUGUCACCAUCCAUCAUUAUAUAACGG